Messenger RNA from Clunio marinus, 183 nucleotides. NCBI's taxonomy places the organism in Eukaryota, Metazoa, Arthropoda, Insecta, Diptera, Chironomidae. The record is from the annotation of a GenBank genome assembly.
AUGGGAAAAACUUCGAGUAAGCUUAAGGAAAGACGAGCUCAAAGUACACCUAAAACAUUAACUUUAAUAUUAGAUUUCUAUUGUUUCCAUGACUUUGGAGAUUUAGUAAAAUUAAUUGGUCUUUUAUUGCUACUAAAGAGCAACACUUGGAGAAUAAUUGAUGAAGUUGAAAAGAGAGGUUGA